Penicillium malachiteum is the source of this 2244-nucleotide messenger RNA. RefSeq lists its product as uncharacterized. Gene Ontology annotation, biological process: DNA-templated transcription; regulation of DNA-templated transcription. The record is from RefSeq and is a predicted model, not a curated record. Gene Ontology annotation, molecular function: transcription cis-regulatory region binding; zinc ion binding; DNA-binding transcription factor activity, RNA polymerase II-specific. Gene Ontology annotation, cellular component: nucleus. Bases 1 to 2244 code for a protein of 747 amino acids. Lineage: Eukaryota; Fungi; Ascomycota; Eurotiomycetes; Eurotiales; Aspergillaceae. The transcript has 3 exons.
AUGUCAGAGUCUUCCAUUUCUCAUGGUGAACAAAGCCAAGUUCAGUCCUCAUUGCAACAACAGCAACUCAAUCGGUCCUGUGAAUCUUGUCGAAGUCUCAAGGUCCGCUGUCUUCCUAAUCCAAGCACACCAAAUCAAUGUCAGCGAUGUGCCAAAGGCAAGAAAGCCUGCAUCUUCGUAGCACCGCAGAGACGCCGGCCUCGUAAGAGAACAGACUCUCGGGUAGCCCAGCUGGAGAAAGAGAUGCGCAUGAUGCGCUCCCUCCUGAAAGAUAAGAUUCGCGAAGAAAGCGAGCCUGAAUCCCCCGAGGGCAGCGAGAAUUCCCAAGACAAUGACUCUGCGGAAAUGGAUUUUCAGAGCGAUUUGGGCCCCAUCCCGGAGUCCGCCGGGGGCACAGCUGGCCCAGGCGGGUUUGUGACAUACUCACCCGAGUUCAUCGAUACUUCACAUCCAGGCAUGCACGGAAGUGGACCGCUCUCCGCACCUCCAACCUUCUCAGGAUUGCAUGCAAACUUUGUGUCUGAGUCGAACACACCACCCGCCGACGAUGUUGUUGAUCGGGGCAUUAUAUCUCUUGAUGAUGCUGAACAACUGGUGACAUUCUUCAUCCACGAACAGUCAACUAUUUUCCCGUUGGUAGUGCUACCAUCAAGUACCACGGCAGCCCAACUGCGGCAGACAAAGCCGGUGCUCUUCCUUUCUAUUAUCUCAGCCGCAGCCAUCUCAAUCGAUGCAGCCCUGGCGGCAGUUCUCAAUCGUGAGAUGGUUCGCUUGUACUCGGAGAGGUUCUUCAUCGAGGGCGAGAAAUCGCUAGAACUCGUACAGGCGUUGUUGUUGAUGAUCAUCUUUUAUUUUCCGCCCGGCUCCCCUUUGAAAUUGCAGUUCUACCAGUACACUCACAUCGCGUCGACGAUGGCACUGGAGAUCGGACUAGCAUCUAAGCGACGCGUCUCCAAAAGCAAGACCGAUCGCAGGAAGUCUGAACCACACGAUGAGCAUUUGGCGGAACAGGCUAGAGCUGUUCUGGGCUGUUAUCAUCUAGGAUCAACGGUCGCAAUGAAGACUCGCCGUCCAAACUUACUCCAAUUCAAUGACUGGAUGGCAGAGUGCGUGGAUCAGUUGGAGCGAUCACCUCAUCGGUCAGAUCAGCGUCUGGCAGUAUGGUUUGAGCUUCAACGGAUAACCGAUGAAGCCAUGUCUUCGUUUGGUCUUGAUGACACGAGCGCCUCAUCACCGCUGACAGAAUCGCGCGUUCAAGCAGUGCUGCGAUGGUUUGAUAAGCGAAUGGAAGCAUGGAAAAACAACACACAAAAUAACAUGCUUACUGUGCCCAUGAUCCUCGAAUACCGUUCAGCUGUCCUCGCCAUGUAUGAACUUGGCGUAGGAGAAGGCUACCGAGACCCAGACGCUGUCAACCGCCGAUACUUCACCCUUCCUGCCUUGGACGGAGACGGCAAUCGAAAACAACAAGACAACCCCAUGAGUGUAAUUCGUAUCGACAUCAAUGUUAAAUGGAUGAACGCCGCACACGAACUACUAGAUGCCCUCUUGACCUGCAGCGCAGAGACCAUGCGUCGGUUUCCGAACCUGAUGUAUACGCGCUUCACGAUGGCAGUCACAUCGUUACUGAAGAUUCAUUUCUCGGUGCGAACAGGUGUCUUGGGCGAGGUUGUGACACCGGAAACCGUGAAUGUCAGCUAUUACCUUGAUGCGAUGGCGAAUAAAUUGGGAGAGGCAAGCGGAGGUGGUAAAUAUAAGAUUCCGACACGAUGGUACAAUAUUGUAGCAGUGAAGGGUCGAGACUGGUAUGAGAGAUUGGAGAAACGAUAUACUGAGUCGUCAUCGGAGACCAGUACUGGGGCUUCGGGGAUGGCGUCAGCCGGUUCAUCGGUGAAUCCUGGGCCGAUUUCAAAUCCCUCUGCUCAGAUGACUGGAUCACAUUUGGAUCCAAAUUUCCCUGUCAAUUCUGUCAUCUCUAUGGUACCAGGAAUUGAGAACAUGAGAGAUGGUUAUGUCGCAAUGAGUGGUGCUGGUAUGUGGCCCAUGGAUGGCCAUCAUGGACAGAGCCGGUUCUACCAGUCUCUCCCAGGCAAUUAUCCACAGACAGCCUCUUUGCAGCCGCAAUUUGGAUAUGAUCCGCAGAGACUUGCGUCAGGUGGUCAAGUGACUGGAACCGGCAUGGAGUUAGAUGGUUGGCUUCCAGAUGGAAGUAUAUUUGGCAUGCCUCCUUUGCCAGACUUUUGA